AUGUCAUGCCAACCGUCGAUCACAGGAUUUGUGUAAGGCAUCUUUAUGCGAACUAUAGGGACAUUGGGGGGCAUAGAGGAAUUGCCUUAAAGGAGAAGUUAUGGGCUGCAGCUUCUGCAUACACUGAAGGGGAUUUUCUAAGGGUAAUGGGUGAGCUGAAGAGAAUGAAGAGUGAUGCCCAUGAGUACUUGGCCAAAAUUGAUCCUAGUACAUGGUCAAGAGCAUGGUUUGCUACGGAUUCAAAGUGUGACCUUCUGCAGAAUAAUAUAUGUGAGUGUUUUAACUCAUACAUUCUAAAGGCUCGCAAUAAGCCUAUCUUGACCAUGCUGGAGCAGAUACGAAAAAAGUUGAUGAGUAGAUACCAGGCUAAGAGGGAUGACAUUCAAAGUUUGACAGGGAAGUUAACUCCUAAAAUCCAAAAUAAGUUGGAUGCAAUACGGAAUGAAUCAAUGGACUAUGUUGCCCUAUAUGCUGGUGAUGACAUGUUUGAAGUGACUGGUCCAGAUGGUAGACAAUUUGUAGUCAACAUGAGGAGAAAAAGUUGUGGUUGUAGAGUGUGGGAAAUGUCUGGAAUCCCCUGUGUGCAUGCAUGUGUUGCUAUUCGACAUAGUUGUAAGAAUGCAGAGGAUUAUGUUGAUGAGUACUUCACUGUGGAGAUGUACAAGAAAGCAUAUGAGCCAGUUAUAUACCCAAUGCCUAGUCAAGAGCAGUGGAUACCAACCCAGCAUGACAAGUUGGAACCCCUAGUAUCAAGAGUGGCCCCGGGUAGACCAAAGAAGGUAAGAAAAAGGCAAGUUGAUGAAUGUAGAGAUCCGAAAAAUCCAAACAGAAUGAGAAAAUUUGGUGCUAGGAUGAAAUGCUCCAUGUGUAAGGGUAGAGGGCACAAUAAAAGGGCAUGUCCAAUGAGAAGUAUCCAUGCAAGUGUUGUGCUGCCUACCCCACCUCCAGACAGUACACAAAGUACCACCUCAAGAACUCCUACACAGGCUACAAGAACAAAUCUGGUCUCACCGCCUUCACCAGCAAGAACAAAUUCAGUCCCACCGCCUCCACUAGCAACAACAAAUCCAGUCCCACUGCCUCCACUAGCAACAACAAAUCCGGUCCCACCUCCUCCAAGGAGACGGAAGACACAAAGGGUCGCGGCUAUUUUUGGGAAGUCCAAACCGGGUCCCACCAUACCUAUUGAUCUAACUGAGGGUGAUAGUGAUGAACGAGGUGGCCCUGCAAUCCGAGGGGGCCAUGAAAUUCGAGGUGGCAGUGCGGGAAUCAGUGGGACAGUAACUAAUUCGGCAUCCAAAAGCAAGGGCAAACGUGUGGUGGCCACUGUUGAAAAGGCAAUUGAGAUUGCUGAAGCGAAGAGGAAGAGAAUGAGGCCAGAAUGGAAGCGUUAAUUAAAUAUGUGCUUAUAUUUAAUGCACAUGUGCAUAAUCUAUGUGUUUGACAAUUGGUAGUUAUGUGUUUGACAAUUGGUAGUUGUGCGUUUGACAGUUGGUAGUUGUGUGUUUGACAGUUGGUGGUUGUGUGUUUGAUACAGUACUAAAAAUGCAGGAUUGGUGGUUGUAUGUUUGACAGACAGUACUAGCAAUGCAGAAUUGCUUAUUUUGUGUAAUGAUUACAAUGUGUUUUAUGA
Molecule: messenger RNA, 1633 nt
Organism: Alnus glutinosa
Lineage: Eukaryota; Viridiplantae; Streptophyta; Magnoliopsida; Fagales; Betulaceae
Exons: 2
Coding region: 6-1394 (462 amino acids)
Molecular function (GO): zinc ion binding
Source: RefSeq, a predicted model, not a curated record